AACGUUGAGUGUGUGAGCGAAGCGCAUACGGUCUAUGAGCGCAUGUUAAAUGAGUGCGAAGGUAAUUUAGGGGUAGACUUGCGUUACUUGAGCUGUUUACAAGCAACAGACUUUAGAAAACUAGUUAGUUGGCUGUUGUAGGAUAACAAUGUAGUUUGACCUGCCGGGAAACAAUGGUAAGAGAAAACGGUUCGCUCACGAUGCUAGUUUGUUCGUGCGGAAACAAAUAGUCGUCGCCUUGCUCGCUAAUUAAGCUAGAAUGGUUCGUUAACGUCAGCUGGGCGAACUAAAGCGAUGUCAAGUCACAAACUCCCACCGGUGCAGCAUUUGCCACAGUGGACUCGAGUCGGGCGACUCGGGGUGUCCGGCUCUCCACGUCGUUUACCGGCGAACCAACUGCGACCGCUGCCUGCCGCCCCGUCGUCAGCGAACAGAGCGGUGAGCGGCGCGGCAGACGCGUCCUCUCACAGCGACGUGGACCGACGCGGCGCGGCAGACGCGUCCUCUCACAGCGACGUGGACCGACGCGGCGCGUCAGCACAGAAGAAUAUCCAGUUCCUCCAGCGGCAACACAAGGACACCCUCCAGAAGCUCCACGAAGAGAUAGAGUAUCUCAGACGGGAGAAUAAAGAGUUGCAGUAUAAGAUGAUAAUGGAGCCUCAAAAGUCAACUAGAAAAGGAAUCACAUACAGUAAGAGAGGCAUUAGACCACCCACUCAGGGAAGUGAAGCUCAUACGGGACUCUACUUGGAGGAGCCGCUGCAGGACACACGAACCCCACAGGAACAAGCACUAAGCAGCAUUGGAGAGGGCAGCGAGAUUUUGGGAUCUGCCAGGCAGGACCAUGGCUCAGAGGUGAAGGGGGGCCUCAUCACCUCAUUACAGCCUCUACGCAUUCACAGCCAUCCCUCCCAUCCACCGCGCCCUCCCACACUACAGGAGUGUGAGGUCAUCAUCCGACAGCUCUACAACGCUAACAGUUUACAGUCUCAGGAAAUUAUUCGUGUGAAGGCCUUGCUGAGAGAUAUCGUUUUGAGCAAGAAAAUAACCCCAGAGAACUACAUUCUGACCAAGGCCUACCUUGUUGAUGGUACCCGCAAAUCUUCAGAAGAAAAGAAAUUUCCGAAACUUGGUCUUCAAACAUUUCCGGAAAAAAUGUCUGGACCCUCUCAGUCUGGGGUGGUCCUCCCAGCCCUCAAACAGAGCCUCAGCUCCACCAUUGCAGAGAGACAGAGGAGGACCCGUGCUGUGCAGAGAGACCGUUUCAAAAGGACGGUGCAGUGACAGGAUAAAAACCUGCUGGGGCUUUUCAUGGUUGUUCUUAAAAGCCUUAUUCACAGUUCUGGAUAUCCAUUUUAAGUAUUUAUGUCAUAUAACGUGUUUUUUAAGAUGUCCAUAAUGGGUACAGAAAUGUACUCAAGAAGGACAGAUAAUAUGAAAAGAUUAAAAAAUGGCCUAUAGACUAAAAAGCUUUUAAUUUUGCACACAAAAAGAAGUUGAAAGAUGGUCUCAAAUCUACCUUUUGUACUGGGAAUGGUACAUUUAUUUAUUUACCUGACAGUGCAUUUUAGGACAUUUGAAACUAUUAAAGUUCAACAUCUCUAACUUAACACUGGCUGCUUAUUUUUAACCAAAGGGAGGUUUAGUUUAGUUUUCACUGCACAUUUGUUGUAAUUCUGCCAAAAUGACGGUGGAAUUGUUAUAUAUUGUAUCACUUUAUAGAACUUAUCACCUGUUAAUUUUAAAACAGCUAAGUGUUCAAAACUUUCAUCAGUGCAAACAACCAAAGUCGAGCCUUUAAAAGCACAUGCAAUUAAUGAAACAGGAGAGACUUACAGGCUUAUUUUUUCAGGCACUUUUUGUAUCGGUUUGGAUUAUAUUGUAUGGAGCAGUGUCCUGCUUUAACUGGUCAGUGCGUUGCCGUUCAUGCACCUGCAGUACAACUUGCAUACAGUACAACUUAUACAAAACUCUAUUAAAUUGU
Molecule: messenger RNA, 1984 nt
Organism: Anoplopoma fimbria (sablefish)
Lineage: Eukaryota; Metazoa; Chordata; Actinopteri; Perciformes; Anoplopomatidae
Gene: ccdc74a
Exons: 7
Coding region: 295-1284 (329 amino acids)
Source: RefSeq, a predicted model, not a curated record